Glarea lozoyensis ATCC 20868 is the source of this 6987-nucleotide messenger RNA. RefSeq names its product Clc chloride channel. Gene Ontology annotation, cellular component: early endosome; fungal-type vacuole; membrane. Gene Ontology annotation, molecular function: voltage-gated chloride channel activity; hydrolase activity, hydrolyzing O-glycosyl compounds. The transcript is spliced from 16 exons. Gene Ontology annotation, biological process: intracellular copper ion homeostasis; chloride transport; intracellular iron ion homeostasis. Lineage: Eukaryota; Fungi; Ascomycota; Leotiomycetes; Helotiales; Helotiaceae. The record is from RefSeq and is a predicted model, not a curated record. The coding region runs from base 1 to 6987 and encodes 2328 amino acids.
AUGCCACCUAAAUCAUCGAAAGCGGUUGUUGCUUCUGCUGGCUCAAGCUCUGGGCCCGACAGAAGCAUCCGUAUGUUGCAUGACUUGAUAGGUAGGGCGUGGUCGAAUUUUACGAUACUUUCAAAAGCUUCCCCGGAACUCAAGCCAGUUUGUGACCAGAUCCUAUCCAUGAUUGGUGCUCUACACACCAUAGACGAGCACAGAGAAAAGGGAGAGAUCUCUGAUGAAAACAAAAAAACGCUUCGGGACGUUGGCUUUUGGCUCAAUGGACUGUUUUCCGAUUUGGAAGCUGAAUUAGCAGACUUGAGAGAAGGUCAUAGCCACGAGGGCUUCGCUCCGAUCGCGGAGAAGCAAUUGGAUCCGAACAGCCAACUCCAGGCGUUCAACGAUCUCAUCAGGCGGGAUCGACAAUAUAAAAUAUGGAAUGCUCUUGAAGAAAUUCAUGGAGAUGAUCCGCCAGAGUCAUACACCUCGGUGGCAUCAAACUGGACUUUCUUAGAACUUCAGAUGCGCGGCUUUUCCAAGGACCUUCUUCAAGAAGAAUUUUUCUUCAUCAACGAUUGGUUUAAAGGCAGAAAAGACGACAGUCGCGAGGAGGGUACUAAUGUACCUCUCACCACCGAGGCAGACGUAGAGAAUGAUCUUCCGGAUUAUACGCCCGGAAGCCCACGAGACCCAAUCAAAGAAAAAAUGAGGGAUCUUGACUCAACGACACAGAAUAUGUCGUUCGGCGCGCCAUCUGGCGAAGCUGCAUUUAUCGCCAAAGCAGAUCCUCCGCCUUACACAUUUGAUGAAGGGACUGAAGAGUCGGUCGGUGAUGCAGAGUGGUCUCAUUACAUGCAGAAAGCGACUGAUUUGGAGAUGGAUAUCCGAAGGGCACAGAAAGAUAGCCACCAGGAGCUAGCUUCGAAUCCCCUGUCUUGGCUACCUCCAGCUCAGCAGGAGUUCUACAAGGGUUCAAAAGAAGUUGUUGACAUGAUGGACAAGGACUCCUUCACAGUUAUGGCAUAUGAAACUGCGCCUAGAUGUAUGGAGGCCGUUGAUCGGCUUACUCUACUAUUUAAUGUCUCGUUCGAUCGUAAGCUGGCAGACUCUGGCUGGGAAGUUGUUGACGAAGGUCUCCGAUCUUUGAAGGUCUUAGCAUCUGCGCUGUUGCAGUUCACGCAGUUGGAAAAUCAACAUAAAUCUCUGGUAGAAAGAUUCAGUGAUAUGGAUUUUCUGCAGUUCGAAUACACCACAGCAGUGACAAUGAACCCCGAUAUCCUGUUUCCUCAUCGAGAGUUUGAUAUGGUACAGAAGAGUUACUACAGACUUCUCACUUUUAUCAUGGGAUAUCUUGAGGCCAUGUCAGUAGUGUUCCCUGGCCGGACAUGUAUAGCUGCUUCAAAGGAUGUCCUGGAGUCUUCAUGGAAAGAGCUCAAGAUGGAUUCUCGCAUAGCUUGGGUAGAGAAGCAAUUAGCUAGUUGGAACGCAGUCGAUAAGGCAUUGCUAUAUUGUAGAGAAUGGCACAGACUGCAUUCAACACUCAGAGUUCAGGCUUUAGCGGUCUUGAAGCAGUGGGCUCAAUCGGAAAAGAUUCUCUCUGGCGCCGAGAGAUUCGAUGAAGUGGAAAUUACAGUAAUCGCUGCUGCUGCAUUAUCUCGCUCAAGUUUUAGGAUACCUACACCAUUUGCGAAGAUUGUCUACUAUGGUCCAAAUCGAUUCGGGGGAGCAAUGCGGAUCUCAGAACACAAGACUGAGGUUUCACAAAAGACGCAAAACCCAAUCUGGAACAAGACUUUUUCGUUAAAAAUACAGCCUAAUUCCAAGUUCAUUGAUAUCGAGGUAUUUGACAAAAUUGCUGGUAUGGACAAACAACUUGCCACCGUCAGAAUGGCAUUCUCCUUCAUUCCAGGAGUUGAAGCAAACCUACUGGACAGAAGUCUAGUGUAUGGCUAUGAUGAGGAAGUGGAAUUGCCGAUGACGGAAUUGGAUGGCAAAGGCAGGGAACGUGACCCUCCCGUCAUAAGAUUGCGGUUGAAGUGGCCCGGUCGAGUAGCCGUAUUAGAGGAGCAACGACUUCCUAUCCAACCUCCUGGCAAGAUGUUCAGAGCCGAAAUUGCCGGUAUUCCAUACACCCCAGAAGAAAGAGAGAAUGCAGUGUGUCGCAGUAGUGACAGGCACUUGGGACCACCUGGCAAACUUCUACGUCGUGAACGUGUUGUGACUGGGAGUGCUACUUAUAUGGCGGACAAGAGAAGCAAGAAUAUGCAACCCGCAGGUGACGGAACCUAUGUCCUAGGAGCACUGGUGAUAUCUCUUGAAAAACACAGGGAUCUUUAUGCUACCCUUAUGAUGUAUCUCCAUUGGCUUACCAUUAUCUCAGUUGUCCUCGGACAUGUAUCAGCUCAGAACUCGACUUACCAAAACCCAAUCCUGCCAGGAUUUCAUCCUGAUCCAAGCUGUAUCUUUGUCUCUGACUUCAACAAUACCUACUUUUGCGCCUCGUCUAGUUUCUUGGUGUUUCCAGGAGUACCAAUCCACACUUCAUCUGAUCUCAGAGAAUUCAAACUGAUCAGUAAUGCUCUCAACCGCCCAUCACAACUUCCCGGUCUCAACACUACCAAGCGAGCAACAAGUGGAAUAUGGGCACCUACAAUGCGGUACCGCAAUGGUACGUUUUAUGUAGUCACUACACAUGUAUAUGACGAUCUCCCAAAGAAUGCUACAAAUCGCUUCGACAAUCUUAUAUUCACAACCACCAACCCUUUCAAUGACUCGGCAUGGUCAGACCCAGUCCACUUCGGAUUUCAGGGCUAUGAUACUAGUCCAUUCUGGGAUGAUGAUGGUCAAGUCUAUAUUACUGGCACAUACGCAUGGGAAGUGCGUCCCGGCAUUCAGAUGUUUACUAUCGACCUCAAAACUGGAGCUAGUGGCCCAGUCCAUAACAUAUGGAACGGUACCGGUGCAUCUGCCCCGGAGGGUCCGCACAUCUAUAAAAAGGAUACCUUUUACUACCUCUUAAUUGCAGAAGGUGGUACUGGUUCAGGACAUAUGGUGACGAUGGCUCGUGCGAAGAACAUCAGCGGCCCUUACGAAUCUUACCAGCAAAAUCCGGUACUUACCAACGGGGGUGAGGGUUUUUUGUUCCAGAAUUUGGGUCAUGCGGACUUAUUUCAAGAUGAGCGACAUAAGUGGUGGGCCGUUGCUCUUAGCGUUAGGCAAGCACCUGAUGGAAGCUAUCCCAUGGGACGUGAAACGGUCAUGACGCCAGUGUCGUGGCCCACGAAUGAGUGGCCAGUUUUCGAUCAAGUAACCGGUGAUAUGGAGGGAUGGCAUUUAGAAUCUGAAGCCGUGGUUGAGGGUGGAGAAGGCAGUCUCGUUGAUUCGAACUUUCACAGCAAUUUCCAAGCUGGCUAUGAGCUUGGGCCAGAGUUUGUACACUGGAGAUUUCCCGUGGUUGGUAAUUAUGCAGUGAGCCCAAAGGGUCACAAUUACUCUCUGGAGUUGCAAAGUAGUUUUGCCAACCUCACCGGGCGCGAUGGGAGAUCUGCUGAGCCUCUAGGUCAAACGUUCAUUUCUCGGCGUCAGACUUAUUCGUAUUUCGAAUUCAAGGUCGAUAUUGAUAUUUCAGGGGUGAAAGGCGAGGAAUGGGAGACUAGUGUUAGUGUAUUCUUGGACCAGUUACAUCAUUACGACUUAGGGGUUGUAAUGAUUUAUCAAAACGCUACGGCUGCAACUCCCGCAGGUCUGUUUCCCUACUUCAGGGUCCGCGGCAUAACCACAGUUCCAGCCUUUGUAUCGCCAACUAUUGCACAAAUUCCGGUCCCGAAACGCUGGAGGACCAAGAGUUUGAGUUUUGGGAUUGAGGCGACGAGUCUUACGCACUACGCUAUGAGUGUUGCUCCUACUGGUGAGGAAAAGGAAAGAAUCAUUGUAGGAUAUGCAAAUGGUUUGGGUCUGACUUGGGGCUUUACUGGUGCAUUGUUGGGUGUCUAUGCUACUACUAAUGGGGCACAAGGAAACUUCUCUGCAAGCAAUCUGGUUGGUCACGUGCAAUACCCUUGGGAGACAAGGGGCUCUGAAGCUGUUAGCUGCCGCGCGAGAUGUCAUCUCGAACAUGAAUCCGCCAACAAACCCACCACCCCUCUCCAGAAUGUAUACAAGGUCAUGAACUCUCGAUCAUCUUCUAUACAUGUUCCCCGGCCUAGCUCUCUCAGACGCCCUUCAGUGACCUCUCGUUUAUCGUUCGCAAUAUCGAAUGCCGAGCAAGGCGAGGCUAAUGCUGCUGUAUCAAGUACGGAACACCAGAUUGUCGAGGAAAUUGACGAAAUCAAGCGUUAUGAAGACUUUACGACUAUAGACUGGGUACAGGACGCUGCCAAAGAACAAGCGCGAAGAAAAGUACAACGAAUAGAGACGGCAGGCUUUUUUGAACGAGGAGGACGUGCCGGAUGGCGAUUUCGAGUCUGGGAAUCAUAUGAAGCGGCGCAAGGAUGGAUAGUUCUUACUCUAAUUGGCGCGGCGAUUGGCAUCAACGCGGCGUUUUUGAAUAUAAUUACAGAAUGGCUUUCUGACAUAAAGCUGGGAUACUGUGAUACGGCGUUCUACCUUAAUGAGAACUUUUGUUGUUGGGGGGAAGACACAGGGUGUGAUAAUUGGCAUCGAUGGAGCUCCUUUGCGCCAGUCAAUUACUUUUUGUAUAUUAUGUUUGCUACUAUAUUCGCCCUUACCUCAGCGAGCCUAGUGAAGCUAUUUGCGCCUUAUGCCGCCGGCUCUGGAAUAUCCGAGAUCAAAUGUAUCAUUGCAGGCUUCGUGAUGAAGGGUUUUUUGGGUUUCUGGACGUUGGUCAUCAAAUCGGUGGCUCUCCCUCUAGCCAUUGCCUCUGGACUAUCUGUAGGAAAGGAAGGCCCAAGUGUGCAUUACGCUGUUUGUACAGGCAAUGUCAUAUCAAGGCUGUUUGAGAAAUACAAGCGGAACGCCGCCAAGACACGCGAGAUAUUGAGUGCAUGUGCAGCAGCAGGAGUAGCUGUCGCCUUUGGUAGCCCUAUCGGCGGUGUUCUUUUCUCGCUCGAGGAGAUGUCAUCUUACUUUCCUCUGAAGACAAUGUGGCGAAGCUAUUUUUGCGCGUUGGUUGCAACGGCAGUAUUGGCCUUGAUGAACCCCUUUCGCACCGGACAGCUUGUCAUGUUUCAAGUCCGAUAUGAUCGGUCAUGGCAUUUUUUCGAAGUUGUCUUUUACAUUAUUAUUGGUAUCUUUGGGGGACUUUAUGGUGCCUUUGUUAUCAAAUGGAACCUAAGAGCACAAGCAUUCCGAAAGAAGUACUUGACAAAGUAUGCCCUUCUCGAAGCCACAUUGCUAGCAACGGGAACAGCCAUCAUAUGCUAUCCCAACAUGUUCCUUAGAAUUGAUAUGACGGAAAGUAUGGAAAUAUUGUUUCUGGAAUGCGAGGGAGCCGAAGAUUACAACGGGAUUUGCGAACGGGAGAAUCGUUGGCGGAUGGUGCUCUCCUUGACUCUUGCUACUAUCAUUCGAACAUUUCUAGUCAUCAUCUCUUAUGGCUGCAAAGUGCCCGCGGGUAUUUUUGUGCCGUCCAUGGCAAUCGGCGCCUCCUUUGGCAGAACAAUCGGGAUCCUGGUCCAAGCACUUCAUGAUGCGUAUCCGACAUCUCAGUUCUUUGCGGCAUGCGAGCCAGACGUGCCAUGCAUUACUCCUGGCACAUACGCAUUUCUAGGCGCCGCUGCUUCGCUGAGUGGCAUCAUGCAUAUUACCGUUUCAGUCGUUGUUAUUAUGUUUGAGCUGACGGGAGCCCUCACAUAUAUUUUACCCACCAUGAUUGUGGUUGGCGUGACCAAAGCUGUGAGCGAGCUCUUUGGCAAGGGCGGUAUCGCUGACCGAAUGAUUUGGUUCAACGGCUUUCCGUUCUUGGACAACAAGGAAGAGCACACCUUUGGAGUUCCUGUGUCACAAGUCAUGACAAGCGACGUUAUGGCGUUACCUGCUACCGGCCUCACGAUGAAGAACGUAGAGCAGUUGCUUAAGGAAGAUAGAUACCAAGGGUUCCCUAUUAUCGAGAACGCAAGUUCAAAGGUGCUUGUUGGAUACAUUGGACGGACUGAGUUACGAUACGCCAUCGACCGACUGAAGAAGGACCGGUCUAUCAACCCAACCGCAAAGUGCCUUUUUGCUCCCCCUGCGUCGCUUAAUCCACAGACGCCGACAUCUCCAUAUCCUCCCACGACAUUCGAAGGCAUGGCUUCAGGCACCGUGGAUUUCAGUCGAUUUAUUGAUGCAACCCCUGUCACCGUCCACCCUCGUCUACCCUUGGAGACUGUCAUGGAACUGUUCCGCAAGAUUGGUCCCCGGGUGAUUCUGAUCGAAUACCACGGGAAACUUACAGGUCUUGUCACGGUUAAAGAUUGUCUGAAGUAUCAGUUCAAGGUUGAGGCCAGUGAGAAUCCUCGUGACGACGGACAUCUUGUUGAGAGCCAGGAACGAUUGUGGGGGGUGUUUAAGAAGAGUGCGCUUUGGGUGAGUGACCGCUUACAACAUGUUAGUCAGGGUCGGAUACGGAUUGGUGGGAGUUUUGAAGGACUCCCUCGCAGCCCAGCACGAGGAGGUCAUGCACCAUCCAGUCAUAUGAUGGAUGGAACUGAGGACGGCGAGGACGAUGGCGUAGAGCUAGAAGACCGUACUGCUUACUUCCAGCUUACGGCGUACUCGCAACACCAACCCAACCACUGCCCCACGGAGCAGUCGGACCUUGCAGCCAACCCACCUGGGUGCUAUCCUGGACGCUUAACCACUCGAUCUGGCGACAGCCGACCAUCUCGGAACCCCAACAUCGUCUGGUCUGUGACUGCACCGGCGCUGGCAGGGCUCUUGCAGGCUCCGAGGCUCGCCGCCAUUUAUCCGCGCUCCUUCGACUCCCCACGCCCCCGGGACAGCCCCGAACCCACCCCCCUGAACCCCGCCUCGACAGGCACUCGCAGGCACUCGCACGCCUGA